Tachyglossus aculeatus (Australian echidna) is the source of this 1719-nucleotide messenger RNA. It is a transcript of the gene METTL18, whose product is annotated as methyltransferase like 18. The transcript has a single exon. The record is from RefSeq and is a predicted model, not a curated record. The coding region runs from base 275 to 1414 and encodes 379 amino acids. Gene Ontology annotation, biological process: peptidyl-histidine methylation, to form tele-methylhistidine. Gene Ontology annotation, molecular function: protein-L-histidine N-tele-methyltransferase activity. NCBI's taxonomy places the organism in Eukaryota, Metazoa, Chordata, Mammalia, Monotremata, Tachyglossidae.
CACAAAUUUUGUUUCCCUUUCUGUACAGCCAAAUUGAAAAACAAUCUCGAAAGAGCAUAUGGAUGUGAGAUCUCCAAAGCAGCGGAUUUAUAACUGUUGCCUGCAAGGAAGCAGCUGAAGAAAAUAGCACUGAUUGUGGCAGUAUCACAAAUAAGGACACGAGGCAGAGCUUCUCAAGAACAUCUUUGGGGGAAUGCAAAAAGCUCUUUAAAGACCGCAGGAAAUUGUGUGUGUGAAUAUCAGGGAAGAGGGACUGGCUGCUUCUUACGCGAAAAUGGCUUUUCAGUUUAACUUCACCAUAGAAGGAGACCCAGAAGAUGAACCAACAAUCUUUAGAGGUGAGGCUUCGAGGCCGGACUCUGGAAGAGGUCUAGCAGCCUUGGAGGGUCAAAAAGGAUUGCUGAAGUCCAGAAUGCGCCCGUCAGAUAAGCGUGGGGGGCCACAGGAGUCUUUGCCUGCAUCUAAAUCAAGACUAGAAAUGACUGUAGACCGGGAUAGCUCUCAAAAUAAUGCUGACGAAAAUGCAGGGGGUUUGGAUCUCAGAGAAAAGCCGUCCUGUUUUAGCAAUGCUAAAGAACAUGAAAUUCCCAAAGAUUUAAAGGGAGUUUUAGAAAAUAAAGUGGUGGAAGACGUAUUGGGCCUCCGCUCUAUUAAUAUGUCAACUGUGGACUUGGCGUUAUCAAAAGUUAGCUCCUGUGGAGAAGACACAGUAUCCAGAAGUCUUUCUUCCCAUUCGGAUCUGAUAACAGGGGUCUAUGAAGGGGGCUUAAAAAUCUGGGAGUGUACCUUUGACCUCCUGGCUUUUCUAGCUGAUGCUGAGGUGCCGUUUGUUGGGAAAAGGGUGUUAGACCUUGGCUGUGGAGCGGGGUUGUUGGGCAUCACUGCAUUAAAGGGAAAAGCAGGAGAAGUUCACUUUCAAGACUACAACAGUGCUGUGAUUAAUGAGCUAACCAUCCCCAACGUAGUAGCUAACUGCGCUUUUGACUGCCGAGCCGGUGAGGUCGAGGAACCUGAGCAGAAGAGACGCAAGGCCUCCAACCCGCCGCCCGAACUUUUGGGGAGGUGCCGCUUCUUUUCUGGGGAAUGGCUUGAAUUUUCCAAACUCAUGCUCGGCGGCGAAAAACCGCACGGGAGCUACGACGUCAUUCUCACGUCGGAGACCAUCUACAAUCCGGAUUAUUACGGCGCCCUGCACGACGCGCUGGCUACGCUGCUGAGUGAAAAUGGGCGGGUGUUGGUAGCAAGCAAAGCACAUUACUUUGGUGUGGGAGGAGGAGUUCACCUAUUUGAGAAGUUCGUGGAAGAAAGGAACGUAUUCAAGAUUAGGACUCUCAAGCUAAUUGACGAAGGACUAAAAAGGUUUUUAAUUGAGAUGAGCUUUAAGCCUCUCGGUCGCUGUCCACCCUCACCAUAAGUAUCUAGUUGAAUGGUGGUGGCUAAUAAUAAUAAUAAUAAUACUGGCAUUUGUUAAGCGCUUACUAUGUGCAAAGCACUGUUCUAAGCGCUGAUAAUAGAUACGUGUUUGACGAUCAAGGACCUCGUCUAUCUCCUGGCACCUGUUCUGAAACUAACGGUGUGUUUAUGAUUGUUCCUUUCUUUAAUGCAAACAACUGUAAGAUGUUGUGGGCAGGGAAUGUGUUUAUUGUUGUAUUGCACUCUCCCAAGUGCUUAGUACAGUGCUAUGCGCACAGUAAGCGCUCAAUAAAUGACUGAAUGAAU